Striga asiatica is the source of this 1056-nucleotide messenger RNA. NCBI's taxonomy places the organism in Eukaryota, Viridiplantae, Streptophyta, Magnoliopsida, Lamiales, Orobanchaceae. The record is from the annotation of a GenBank genome assembly.
CCACGCUCUUUUAGAAUUUUCACAGUAAUUCCCGAAAACAAAUACUUAAAAAGUCCUCUACCGUAGGGAUCCGGUGCACCGCCCAAAAGCGUCACGGACGAAGACCUAAUUGUCUCGCAGUUACGCGAACCAACUCAAUCAGCCACGAUUGAAAAUGGUUGCAGAUUUGUGCGCUCAGCGUUCUCUCUUCGGCGGCGCCAUCGUCUCCACGUUUCCCAUUCGAUUUGAGGACGUCAGUAACGUUCGUCAAGUUCCUGAUCAUCAGGAGGCGUUUGUAGAUCCAACACGCGAUGAAAGCUUGAUGUUUGAGUUGCUCGACUUGAAGACUGACGUGGCGGAUCAUGGUAGUGCUACCUGGUUUCUUCAGGACCUCGCGAAUGAGCAAGAUGCUGAGGGAGCUAUGGUGCUUGAACAGUCUGAAGUUUUUCAGGCUGAUGGACUACGGCUUAGGAACAAUCCUGGCAUCAUAACAACUGCAGUUGGACAAAUGGCGAUAUCUAAGGGAAGACAAGGAAGGAAUGCACAGAACUUAGUAAAGGUCUAUUUAGCUAAUUUGAGGCUAAAGGAUGUUACCACAGAUGUCCUCAUCAUUGCUUAUGAGCCUAUGAUGAUAAACCCUUUGAGUGAAUCUGCUGCUACAGUUGGGGCUGGUUUAGCUGUACCUGCAGCACAGACUGGACGUAUGCCUAUGACUGAGGUUUUUCAAAAUGCGGUCCAAAGUUUCAAGGUGAAUGAUUGGGGCCUCUUUGGUGCUGCUGUUUGAUAUCUGGAUGGCGGCCAUUUUAGUAGUAAUAAAUCAUGUUAGUGUUAUUAGGUUGGUUCAGCUUCUCAUCAAAGCCUGGGUGAUUCUUUCUAAGCCUUUUGAUGCAAAAAUUAGUCCACGUUUGUUAUUUUUUUUUUAUUCGUUCUUAGGUGGGUCAAGAAUCUAUGUAUAUUUUGCUAUAGCGACUUGAAUUAUUUGUCCUUGUUAUUCAGUUUUAUGGAACUAGUGAAGUGGACGGGCACAUUAUGGAUAACCAAUAUUAUUUUGUGGUUUUAAAUUAUGGUUUUCAUGUG